GCCAUUAGCCAGCAACUUAUCAACGCGUAAUUUCAUCAUUGAUCUCGCCGCCAAUAACACAGAAAAGGCGAUUAGGUUCGGACACUGCCGGAGUUAAAACGAUGGCGUGGGAGUCUCUCUCGUCCACCUGUACCCAUCCCACUCGUGGCAGCUUCUGGCAUGCCACGUACUGUCGCUGUUGCGGCUCAUCGUCUUUAACUCUAUAAAUAGAGGAUGGCUUUCGUACAUUCUCGUCGUUCCCAAACAAGUCAAUUAAGCUGCUGGUUUGAAAUUCUGCUGUUCGAUGGGUGCUUUGGACUAUAUCUCCGAUCUCUUCCCUAGCAGUUACCGUCGACGUGGCAAGAAGCUCAAGAGACGCAAUCAACUCCAGACGGUGGAGAUAAGGGUGAAAAUGGACUGCGAGGGGUGCGUGAGGAAGGUGAGGAAGUCGGUGGAGGGGAUGAAAGGAGUGAGCCAGGUCGAUGUGGAUCAAAAGCAGCACAAGCUGACGGCGACCGGCUACGUCGACCCGCAGAAGGUGCUGCGGCGGGUGAGGCUCCGGACAGGGAAGAAGGCGGAGAUGUGGCCUUACGUGCCGUACGACAUGGUGGGGCAUCCGUAUGCGCCGGGGGUGUACGACAAGAAGGCGCCGGCGGGGUUCGUCAGGAACGUGGACAUGCAGGACCCUCGCGCGUCCGGCUUGGCGCGCGCUAGCUCCACCGAAGUCAAGUACACCACCGCCUUCAGCGACGACAACCCGAAUGCUUGCUCAGUGAUGUGAUCGGGUCUAAGUGCUAAAUUGCCAAUAUAAUAUAAUAUAGUCUUUUCUGUGUAAUAUAGUCUUGGGCUUGGCUUAGCAGUAAACGCAGCCUCCCAAGUGAUCAUAUAAGGCAAUAUUCAUAUAUGUAGUAGGAAGGGAAAAGAUCGAGUUAUAUGUAUGUACAUAAAUAGCAUACGAAAUGCAAUAUUACCGUCUUAAUUUGUGUA
Molecule: messenger RNA, 966 nt
Organism: Diospyros lotus (date-plum)
Lineage: Eukaryota; Viridiplantae; Streptophyta; Magnoliopsida; Ericales; Ebenaceae
Product: heavy metal-associated isoprenylated plant protein 26
Exons: 2
Coding region: 284-760 (158 amino acids)
Molecular function (GO): metal ion binding
Source: RefSeq, a predicted model, not a curated record